AUGUCGAAACCCCAAUCUCCUUCGAAUCCGUAUGCCUCUGCCACAACCAAGCUUGGUGGCGGUGGAGAAGACUUUCAUAAACGGACGACCGCUCGGCUCGAGCAGAUCCAGUCUCAGCUCGAGGUCACCCCACGCAAGGACCGUCUGAAAGGCAAAGUAUGCAUCAUUACUGGUGUUGGCUCCUUGUUAGGUAUAGGACGCGCAACGGCGCUGCAGUUCGCGCAUGAAGGUGCCACUCAUCUGUACCUUCUCGACCUCGACGGAACGAACCUUCCGGAGCUCAAAGCAACCAUCGAGAAGCGAUAUCCAGAUGUGAAGGUCACCACUCUCGCCGCCGAUGCCACUAACGAAUCGGCUAUUGCUGGAGUGUGCAAGCAGGCUAUACAAGAGGAAGGAAGAUUGGACGUGUUUUUUGCUAAUGCUGGCAUGGCUAGCAAAGACCAUCUGCGCAAUAUCACGAGUGAAGGCUUCAUGAAGAUAAUGGCUGUAAACACGCUUUCUUGUUUCCUGGCCAUUAAGUAUGCCUCGGAAAUGAUGAUGAAGCCCAACCUAUCGCGCGGAAAAGAAUUUAGUGGAGGGAGUAUCAUUCUCACCGCCUCUGUUGCCGGCUUACGUUCUGGCGGCGGACCUUUAGACUACAGCGCAAGCAAAGCUGCUGUCAACAAUAUGGCACAAACAGCUGCGUGUCAGUUGCGGAUGUCUGACAUACGAGUCAACUCCAUUUGUCCAGGGUUGAUUGAGACCGGGAUGACGACCGGGGUCUUUCAAUACGCGAGGUCCAAAGGUACUGGCCCUAAAAUUGGCCAACUUAAUCCCUUGGGUCGCUAUGGCGUUUCUCAAGAGAUAGCCAAUGUAGCCUUGUUCCUUGCAUCUGACGAAUCUAGCUAUGUGAAUGGUCAAAACGUAGUUGCUGACGGCGGCCUUUCCAGUUCCUUCCCCGUUAUUCCAGGCCGGUGGUCUUAA
Fibroporia radiculosa is the source of this 963-nucleotide messenger RNA. RefSeq lists its product as uncharacterized. The coding region runs from base 1 to 963 and encodes 320 amino acids. The record is from RefSeq and is a predicted model, not a curated record. Lineage: Eukaryota; Fungi; Basidiomycota; Agaricomycetes; Polyporales; Fibroporiaceae. The transcript is spliced from 11 exons.